GCUGAGCAAGGCUGCCUGUAAGCUAACCUGGGCUAAUGAAUUAAUUAAUGGCUCUGCCUGGACAGUGACAGGGAAGGGACGAAAGAGGGAGGGGGAGAGCCAUCUCUCCUCCAGCCGAAGCAGGCUCCGGUUUGCACCGGGCUUAGCCACCGAAGGGAGAUGGCCUGGGAUCCGAAUACCCGAAGCCCCCUCUGUCCGUUAGGGGGGUCACCCUCCAUCCUGCUCUGCUACUCCAGCACUGCCUGGAGCCAGCUAAUUCAGGCGACCACCGAACCGCCGAAAAAGAAGCCGGAUCCUGUCACUUCGGAAACCGUGGUGAUUUGGGGUUUGCGACUCUGGCAAGUGGUUGGGAUUUUUGCCAUUUUUGUGCUGAGUGUUAUCAUCACCCUCUGUUGCAUCUUCAAAUGUCGCAUCCCGAGGACCAAGAAGGAGAUCGAGGCCCGCUAUGCCAAGAGACAGGCGGCCAAGAUGUACGCGGACAAACUGGACACUGUGCCCCCCCUCAAUGAACUGACCGAGAUCCCAGGAGGUCCGGCCAAUGUGAAGGCAGAGGAAGAAGAAGAGGAAGAAGAAGUGCCCACCGUAUCAGGCAAAGUCGAUGCCCAGAAGAAGAGGGAAAAAUCAAAAGAGGGAAAGAAAGAGAAGAAGAAGCCGCAAGAAGAAAAAGAAGAAAAGGAAGCGACUGAGAAGGACAGGGAAGAGGGGACAAAGCAAAGGCAAAGAAAGAAAGAAGGGAAUGAGACAAAAUCGGAGAGGAGGAAGAAAGAAGAAGGAGAAAGGAAUGGAGGCAAAGAGAAACACAGAGGCAGUUCCAAGGCACAUACGAAAACACCCGGAAAUCCUAAACCUUCAUCCCGGAAAAAGUGAGCGAAGAUGAAAGAAAAUUGCAAAAGAGAGAGAGAAAAAAAAAAGAGAGAGAGAAACAAACAACAAACCCGGAGGCUUUUUUUUUUAAAAAAAUGAGGACUUUUUGCAUCUUUUCAAAGUCUUCUGAGUGUUUGCGUUACUUUGGACUCAUUAAAAAAAAAAAGCUGAUCGAUAAAAAUAAAUAUCAAGCUUGAGGUCUAGAAACUUGAAGAAGCAUCUUGAAAUCCAUGUUGGCGAUCUCUUUUGUCCUGUUGCAAAAAAAGAAAAGUACAAUUGUGAACUCAAUUCAGAAUAUUUAGGGGAAAAAGGAUCAAGUGGUUGUUUUUAGCAACUGUAUUCGUCCAGUGCAAUAAUUUAAUCCAUAAAAAUCCUAAUUGUUUUGGAAAAAAGUAAUACAUGGUGGAAAAUAAUUAUUAUCCCAAUGAUAUGCGAUUGCAUGCAAACACUAGGAAAAGUUGCACGUGGCAGGACCCAGCAGGUAGAAAAUAAAAAUAAAUUCAGAUUUUUUUCCAGUGGAUUUUGAAAACAUCUGUUCAAAAGGCAGAUGGUUAAUGAGGGUUAAAAAAAUGUAUAAUUAUGCUUUGAAGUCCUAAUUUGCUCAAGAUCGUUAGGACUGCCCAGUUUAUGGCAAUACUCAGAAAAUCAAAUUCUUUCCACGGAAAGAGUGCCUCUAGGCAUGUACAGAAGGCCGUUUCGCAUUUUAGCAUCUGGAGCAAGAUGGGUCAUCUGCUCCAAGGGAUGAUUUGAAAGGGAAGUUUUCAUUUUUGGGAAAAUAAAAUUAUUGAGGUUUAUAGCACAAGGUCAAAUACAAAUAAAAAUUGAGAAAGUUAAAGAGAGAAGAAGAAGAAGAAAGGAAAAAGAAGUCAAAAAGAAAGAAAAAAAUUGAAGUGACUUCGGCAAUCCUGGACUUACAACAGUUCAUUUAGUGACCGCUUAAAGUUAGAAGUGCAGUGAAAAAAAGAGACUUAUGAACGUGUUUCACCAUCCCCAUGGUCAUGUGAUCAGAAUUCAGACACUUGGAAACAAACUUUAUGUUGCUGGCUGUGUCCUGGGAGCAAGGGGUUGGACUAGAUGAUCUCUAAGACCACCUUCUGAGAUAUGCCUCUUUGGUCUUUUUAAAGAUCAACACCAUGAAUUUAAACAUCCCCUUUCUUUUCUGUGUGUGCAAUAUUGGUCUACG
This is a messenger RNA of Ahaetulla prasina, 2047 nucleotides long. It is a transcript of the gene TMIE, whose product is annotated as transmembrane inner ear. The transcript has 4 exons. Bases 160 to 867 code for a protein of 235 amino acids. The record is from RefSeq and is a predicted model, not a curated record. Lineage: Eukaryota; Metazoa; Chordata; Lepidosauria; Squamata; Colubridae.